Ostrea edulis (European flat oyster) is the source of this 1040-nucleotide messenger RNA. RefSeq lists its product as uncharacterized. NCBI's taxonomy places the organism in Eukaryota, Metazoa, Mollusca, Bivalvia, Ostreida, Ostreidae. The record is from RefSeq and is a predicted model, not a curated record. The transcript has 2 exons. The coding region runs from base 257 to 769 and encodes 170 amino acids.
AGAGUGAGAGAGUCUGUCAACGAAAACGGUAACAAUGCGUACAGUUAUUGUUGGUUUCCUGCUCUGUGUGUAUUUCGAUGCUUCUGUUGGACAUACAGACAUAGAGGCUAUUCAGCGAUUAGAAAAAAUGGUCACCGACUUGAAAGAAAGAAGUGUAAUUCAAGACCAGAAGAUUGCUGCUAUCCAAGCUGAGAAUGAUAAGCUGAAGAAACGUAUGGGCGAAAUUUCUAAUGAAAAUAUUCGUAUGAAAUAGGAUAUGUGGGAUAUUUGGAAACAGAAUAAGCGCCAAAUGCAGAUUAACAAUGAACAGAAGAUAAAGAUUAAUGAAAUGAAUAAAACUAUGAGAACAACGCGCUUUCAACAGACAGAUAAUGGAAAAACGGGUUACAAUGUCAGUCGGUUAAAUACUUCACACAAAAGUGGAAGCAAUUUUACUAAGACGUUCAUACACACCGGAUUGUGGGACGAUCCACAAACAUCGAAUUUAACCACAUCGACGAAACACCAACUUAGUGGAAAGGAAUCAACAGGACUGAGUUUCCGCAGCAGGAGGUCACGAAGACUGUUGUUACCAGAAAACCAACCGUCAGCACCCUCUAAUGUUGCCUUCUUCGCAUACAUGUCGAAAACAGAUGACCACCCGGGCCAGCAUCAGACGCUGCUAUACGAUGUUGCUCGGCGGACAUUACAGCCCACACACAGGUGCAUUUACCGUUCCUACUCAUUGGGUAUAUGUCUUCACCUGGAAUGUAUACAGUGGUGGCAGUGACACUACGUACGCGUACACUGAAAUAGUGGUCAAUUCCAAUACCGUAUGUGGAUCCUUUACAGGCGCCAAUGGUAACGGUAAUGCUAUAACAUCACCCGCCACAGUCGUGCUGGAACUGAACCACGGUGACGAGGUACACACUCGGACGGCCGCAGAUCAUUCUAUUUCUGGGAAGAUAUACAGUACUUCUGCAUAUCGAUCAACAUUUAGUGGAUGGAAAUUGUUUUAAUUUGUAUCAGGCAGAGGAAGAUAAACAUACCAUCACAUCUAA